CAGGGUCCUGGGGGUCUGGCAGUCUCUGCAGGAUUUCAGGAGGUUCAGAUGGUUUGAGGGUGUCUGGUUUCUUGAGGUUUUCACAGUCUGGAUCUUUGGAGAGUUCUCAUACUCUGGAGGUAACUGGAGGUCUCAGGUUCUGUUGGUUUUUAGGUUUUUGUCUCUGAGAAUCAGAAUCCGGAUGAGCAGCAUGUUGGAGCUUCAGCAGGCGGUUUUGCUCGCUCUGCAGGUGUUUACCUGCGCUCAGGUGGGCAGGGCCCAGGAUGACGUCAGCCUUCCAGAGUACAGUGACGUGUGCACUGAGGGCAGCUGUUACCCAGCAACAGGAGACCUUCUGAUUGGCCGAGCCCACCAACUGUCAUCCACCUCCACCUGUGGACUAAGCCAACCCCAACCAUUCUGCAUCGUCAGCCACCUGCAGGAAGAGAAGAAAUGUUUUGUGUGCGACUCCACGGACCUCUACGACAAGCUGACUGAUCAGCCAAGAGGUCAUCGUAUCGAGAACGUUGUCACAACGUUUGCUCCGAACCGACUGAAGACCUGGUGGCAGUCUGAGAAUGGUCUGGAGAAUGUCACCGUCCAGCUCAACCUGGAGGCCGAGUUUCACUUCACACACCUCAUCAUGACCUUCAAGACGUUUCGACCUGCUGCCAUGGUGAUCGAGCGGUCAGCUGACUUCGGGAAGACGUGGCAGGUUUAUCGCUACUUCGCCUAUGACUGCGAGACUUCUUUCCCAUCCGUUUCCCACGGUCCAAUGCAGAAGGUCGAUGAUGUCAUCUGUGACUCACGUUACUCUGACAUUGAGCCGUCCACUGAAGGAGAGGUGAUUUUCAGAGUUCUGGACCCGGCGUUCAGAAUCGAUGACCCCUACAGCCCCAGAAUCCAGAACAUGUUGAAGAUCACCAACCUGCGGGUGAAGUUCACCAAACUGCACACACUUGGAGACAACCUGCUAGAUUCUCGGAUGGAGAUCAAAGAGAAGUAUUACUAUGCCAUCUAUGACAUGGUUGUCCGAGGGAACUGCUUCUGUUACGGACACGCCUCCGAGUGUGCCCCCAUCCAGGGAGCCGGGAAGAUCAGGGAGGGCAUGGUUCACGGUCACUGUAUGUGUAACCACAACACUAAAGGUCUGAACUGUGAAAAGUGUCAGGACUUCCAUCACGACCUUCCCUGGAGACCAGCUGAGGGACGCAACACCAACGCCUGCAAGAAGUGUAACUGCAACCAGCACUCAGACUCGUGUCACUUUGAUAUGGCCGUGUUCGUGGCUUCAGGAAAUGUCAGUGGAGGAGUUUGUGACGAGUGUGAUCACAACACUGCUGGACACAACUGUGAGCAGUGUAAACCGUUCUACUACCAGCAUCCAGAGCGGGACGUUCGAGACCCCAACAUCUGCCAACCCUGUAACUGUGACCCAGUGGGCUCUCUGAAUGGAGGAAUAUGUGACCGGAUGACAGACGUUCGAGCCAGUCUGAUCGCCGGUCAGUGUCGCUGUAAAGUCAACGUGGAGGGAGAACGCUGUGAGAGCUGCAAAGAAGCACAUUAUGGGAUGAGUGACCAGCCUGAAGGCUGCAAGGCAUGUACCUGCAAUCCCGUGGGAACAGUUCCGGGAGGAAAUCCAUGCGACAGUGAAACAGGAAGUUGCUUCUGUAAACGUCUGGUGACCGGACGGGACUGUGACCAGUGUUUGUCUGAACACUGGGGUCUCAGUAAUGAUAUGGACGGCUGCAGGCCAUGUGACUGUGACCUGGGAGGAGCCGUCAACAACCAGUGUGAUCAGGUGAACGGCCAAUGCAUCUGCAGAGAUCACAUGUUUGGUCGACGCUGUGAUCAGGUUGAAUCGGGAUUCUACUUCAUCGCUCUGGAUCACUACACGUAUGAGGCUGAGGAUGCCAAGUUUGGACCUGAAGUAACGGUGGUCCCAAGGCACCACCCUCUUGACCGUAGUCCCACCUGGACAGGUAUUGGUCUGGUCAAUGUCCCAGAGGGGGCCUUUCUGGAGUUCUCUUUGGACAACAUCCCCCACUCCAUGGAGUAUGACAUUAUCAUCCGCUACGAACCUCAGCUGCCUGACCAAUGGGAGGAGGUUCUGAUGACAGUGAUGAGACCCGGACCAAUCAGAGCAGACAGUCGCUGUGUCAACACCGUGCCCGACGAUGACAACCAGAUGAUCUCACUUCACCCUGGCUCACGGUACGUGGUUCUUCCCAGACCAGUUUGUUUUGAAUCUGGUCUGAACUACACAAUUCGUCUCAGUCUGCCGCUGUACUCGACCCUCAGUGACGUCCAGUCUCCAUACACACUCAUUGACUCGAUUGUGUUGAUGCCUCACUGUAAGAACCUAGAGAUCUUCACAGCCUCAGAGGGAGGAGACUCCAUCGGGAACAGUGGUUGGGAAACUUUCCAGCGCUAUCGUUGUCUUGAGAACAGCCAGGGUGUCAUCAAGUCUCAGAUGACUGACAUCUGUCGAAACUUCAUCUUUAGCAUCUCCGCCAUGUUGCACCAGGGAGCUAAAG
Molecule: messenger RNA, 2516 nt
Organism: Morone saxatilis (striped sea-bass)
Lineage: Eukaryota; Metazoa; Chordata; Actinopteri; Moronidae
Product: laminin subunit beta-1-like
Biological process (GO): basement membrane assembly; substrate adhesion-dependent cell spreading; cell migration
Cellular component (GO): laminin trimer
Molecular function (GO): integrin binding; extracellular matrix structural constituent
Source: RefSeq, a predicted model, not a curated record